Molecule: messenger RNA, 8393 nt
Organism: Anolis carolinensis (green anole)
Lineage: Eukaryota; Metazoa; Chordata; Lepidosauria; Squamata; Anolidae
Gene: wnt2b
Product: Wnt family member 2B
Exons: 5
Coding region: 262-1359 (365 amino acids)
Biological process (GO): multicellular organism development; cell fate commitment; canonical Wnt signaling pathway
Cellular component (GO): extracellular region
Molecular function (GO): cytokine activity; frizzled binding
Source: RefSeq, a predicted model, not a curated record
CGGCCCCGCAUUCCCCGACCAUGCCCGUCCAGGGGGCCGUUGCUGCUGCUGCUGCGGAGACGCUCCUUCUUCUUCUCCUUCUUCCAGCCGGGGACACCACCAGGCGCAGCGCAUCUCCCGGGGAAGCGGAGGAAGGAGGAGAAGAAGAGGAAGCGGAGGAGGAAGGGGGACUUGCCGGCCGAAGAGGAGCAGGGAGGCGCCGAGGACUCAGCGGCCACUCUUCCUCGCCUCGUCGGACUUCCCCGGAGACGCGGCCGGAGCAUGAGGGCCGGGCUCGCCCCCGAGGGCCCUCCCCGCCCAGCCUUGCCCUGGCUGCUGCUGGCGUUGCUGGCCCUCCUCACGCCGCGAGUGGACACCUCCUGGUGGUACAUUGGGGCUCUGGGGACAAAGGUGAUCUGUGACAAUAUCCCUGGAUUGGUCAACCAGCAGCGGCAUCUAUGCCAAACAUAUCCCGACAUCAUGCAGUCAGUAGGGGAUGGAGCCAAGGAAUGGAUCCGGGAAUGCCAGCACCAAUUCCGUCACCACCGCUGGAACUGUAGCACUUUGGACAGAGAUCAUACUGUCUUUGGAAGGGUCAUGCUUCGCAGUAGCAGGGAAGCAGCCUUUGUCUAUGCCAUAUCCUCUGCUGGAGUUGUCUAUGCCAUCACCCGAGCCUGCAGCCAAGGCGAGCUCAAAUCCUGCAGCUGUGAUCCCCACAAGCGUGGCCGCUUUAAGGAUGAAAGAGGGGAGUUUGACUGGGGUGGCUGCAGUGACAACAUCAACUAUGGGAUCAAAUUUGCCAAGGACUUUGUGGAUGCCAAAGAGAAAAUGGUGAAAGAUGCCCGUGCCUUGAUGAAUCUUCAUAACAAUCGCUGUGGUAGAAUGGCUGUGAAGCGUUUCAUGAAACUGGAGUGCAAGUGUCACGGUGUCAGUGGCUCCUGCACCUUAAGAACAUGCUGGUUGGCUAUGUCAGACUUCCGCAAAACAGGAGAUUACCUUCGGAAAAAAUACAAUGGUGCCAUCCAAGUAACCAUGAACCAAGAUGGCACUGGAUUUACUGUGGCCAACAAGAACUUCCGAAAACCCACCAAAACAGACCUUGUAUAUUUUGAGAACUCACCCGAUUACUGUGUGAUGGACAAGUCUGCAGGUUCAUUGGGGACAGCUGGACGAGUGUGCAACAAGGUAUCCCGUGGGACUGAUGGCUGUGAGGUUAUGUGCUGUGGUCGAGGUUAUGACACCACUCGAAAAACACGAGUCACAAAAUGCGAGUGUAAAUUCCACUGGUGUUGCGCUGUCCGAUGCAAAGAAUGUGAAGACACAGUGGAUGUUCACACGUGUAAAGCGCCAAAGCGAGCAGAGUGGCUUGACCAAACCUGAGACAAUACUGGACAGAGCCAACGAGGGAAAGUAAAACUGGCACACUGCCACCCUGCCGGCCUGGGCAUUCUGAGAGUUGUAGUUCAACUGCAUGGCUUUUAUUUAUAUUACUUCUGCACAGCACGGAAAAGAAGUCUACCUAUCCCACCUGGGAUAACCAGCUUUUCUGUACAUCCAGCAGAAUUAUUCCCAUCAUUUGCAAAAGAGGAAAUGGCAAAAUGACACUAAACUGCAAAAAUUUUCUACGCUUGGUGAAUACUGUGUGCAAAAGGGGAGGGGGGGAGAACAUAGUUGCACAGAGACUGUGAAUCAGGUUAUGAUUUCGCUGGAGAAUUCUGCUUCUACCUAAAUAAUAUGUUUGGACAGUAAAUUAUAAAAUGCAUCCAAAGGUAGGAGAGGGGCAGACCACUUUAUACCCACCCUGGAAAAAGAAAUUUCCAAAGGAAUGUCUACAAUCCUAAGAAAGAUACAUUGUCUGUGAAGAUCUUCUCUGAUGCAAAGGUCAUCAUUCCAGCAUGAUAGAGAUUGGUUGAACAUGGGUAAACGAACCUUUAUUAUCCUUCCUCUCCAUCUGAAAAUGAACUUGGGAGUUACAAAUUCAGUAGCCUGCCAAAACUGUUCAGUCUGUUUGCAGAGAGGAAGGAGAGCAGAAAGGCUGAGUGAUAUUUGUAUGUGUCUGUGUGUCUCUGCCGGUGUCCGUGGGCAUGCUGGUAGGUUCUAAAGGAAAGUAAUAUAACAGUGACCUUUUUGUACAAACUCACUUGUACAAUGUAUACACUGCUUCACAUAUUUUAAACCCAAACACUCCCAUAUAAAUCUAUAUCAGAUAGUGGUGUUCCUUGCUUUGUGACUUUUGACAUUCACAACUAUAAUUAGAUGAACAUUCAGACAUAUGUAACCAGUUCAAGUACAUAAUAAUGUCUGUGCUUCGAGCCUGUACAGGUAAAACUAAAUUUCUGGAAACCAAAGGCAGAUUCUCAACAUAUCGAUAUUAUCCAGAUAAUGGUUACUGUUGUUCUCUGCACUUUUGCAACUGUUUCUUUCUUCUCCUCUCACAAUCCUUGCGUCCUCUUUUCUGUGAUGUCUCCUUCUGUGGUCAUGCUUUUAAUCUUUUGACUUUUUUCAACAGCCUGAAAUGCAGUUCCCAGUGAUGGCCUCCAGACAGAUUAUACUGUUUGCAUCCAUUGCCACCUUCCUAACUGCCUUUUCUUUCCAAAUUCCAUUCGGAACAAGCAAAAGAAAACCUUUAAUGCACUACCCAAAGCAUGCAUAAAUACUAGGCCAUCUUCUCCUGUAAUCACGUACAGCUCCUGAACCUUGGGGUGAUUACUUCUUUAGUCUAAAAUGUUCUGCUUCUCCCAGCCAACAUUUGGAAUUCUAGAAAUUGUAAUAAAAGAAAAACAACACCUUUUCUAAGCUCUACAUUUAACACAGUAUUAGACAGAGAAAGCCAGAAGCAACUUGCAGUUUCUCAAGUUGCUCCUGACACACACAAAAAAGAGAAAGCCAACUGUUUAGCCAAGUACAAAGUGAUCCUCUAGAACAGUGGUUCUCAACCUGUGGGUCCCCAGGUGUUUUGGCCUACAACUCCCAGAAAUCCCAGCCAGUUCAUCAGCUGUUAGGAUUUCUGGGAGUUGAAGGCUAAAACAUCUGGGGACCCACAGGCUGAGAACCACUGCUCUAGAAUGCAUAGCCCCUUCUGUUCAUCCAGUAUUUGUGUUAUCACACAAAUGAACAUUUGGGUCUGGGAAAAUGGGUGUGUAAAGGGGUCCAAAUGCUGUUGUAAUUGUCACAUGUCCAGUACAAUGCAAUGAAUCAGAUAGUAUGUAGCUUAACAUGGUGAUGAUAUUGGUAUUGUAGUUUGGUGAGGAAUUUAGUAAUCCAUUCUAGAAAGCUCUAGAUCCUUACCUGUAAACUUCAGCACUCCCUUCUUAGAGAUUUCUCACUGAACUAGGAGCAACAGUUGAGGGUUGUGGGGCUCAAUCCUCCCAUUUUUUCUAACAUUCCUCCCCCCCCCCCACCCCCAGCUCACUGGAGGAUAUGCAGGCAAUUUCACAAAGAUUUAGUCAAUGUCUCAGAUGCUUCCUGUUGGAAAAGCAGCUUCUCCUUGACCUGAAAUGGGACCAAGAGCAGAAAUAUGUCAAAAUUGCUUCCCACACCCAUCAGUUAUGGAGGUCACAAAACAGCCCUAGGGCUACAUGUAACCCCUGAACCAUGCUAUUCCUGUUCUAUGGCCUGUCUGUAUGCUAUCUUCAAAUUCAACAAUAUUUCAAAAUUCUGCAACAAAUGUUUGCCUAGACAAGGUCCAACAGUACACAUAAACCCAGAAGUAGGUUCUAAUGAAUUUGAAGGGCCUAGCAUUGCAGUACGGAUUAAAUGACACUUUUCAUUCAUAACUCCUGGGGAACAUCUGAAAGGUACGAGGCAAUCUUUCUAGCAUAUUCUUUUAACACUGUGUGCCAGGUUAUGCCAUGGGUUUGAAAGAUGUUUGAACCCACAAAGUUCAAAUCUAAGCCCAAUACCUUCUUCAUUAUUCUAGGGGGCUGGACUGUGUCUUACCUGCAGACCGCACAUUUUGUAUUCAGAUGGUCCCAGGUCCAGUCCUCAACAUGUCAAAAUAAGACUGGGGAAAGAUCCCAUCUGAACCCCAGUGAUGGUAUAUAAUACAGAGCUAAGUAUAGCAAUGCUCUUGAUCCAACCAGCAGCAGCUUUCUAUGUUCUGUUCUUGGACUUCCAAAAUGUUAUUUGCUCUAUAGUGUAGGAUCAGGGCUGGAAUCAUUGCUCUACUUAAAUAUACAGAAUUCACACAACACAAUGGACCAUUGCUAUCAUGGGACAACUACAGAGAUCAACAAUGUAUUGGUUUUUAGCUAUAACUAUUAACUAAGCAGUGCAUCAGCACAAAUCCAAAAUGUGCUUUCUUAAAUUCUAGAAGAGAAAGAGUGUGUGUGUGUGUGUGUGUGUGUGUGUGUGUGUGCAGGAGGCAAAAAAAAGCAUUCAAUAAAAUGGCGAGUCAAUAGCAGUGCACUUUUUAGGGUGCUGAUCAUAGCAGUCCAAGUUCUCAUUGCUUAAAUACAGGGAAACCCGGAAUUAUAUGAUAAGCUCUUGCCAGCUGAUAGUGAUUAAAUUGCAAGGCUACAUAAAACAGACUCCCCAAAAUUGCACUCACACCUUGAAAAUACCCUUUUAAUGAUGAAAUAAAACUGGAUCAUCAUUAGAUCACCACUUUAUCAAAUGUUUUGCUGAAAGGCUGCCAAGGUUUAUUGUGUUUCUGAAUAGAUACAUUCACAAGAAUGGAAUAAGCCUAAGAAAUAUAGAGAACAAAUGACCCCCAGCUUUUCCAUUGUCUGGUUGGGAAAAGAACACAGACUUAAGAACAUGGUUCUCAGCUUCCAUGGUAACAAGCAGCUCAACUUUGAAACUUUCCCACCUUCACAAGAAGGUCAUCUCUCUCAGUCUCUCUGUUUUUAUUGUAUUGGCACAGUUUGCUACUGGCUUAAAGAAGCUUUAAUGAGGGAGCUCUUCAGUAUCAGGCAAUAGGGAGGAUGGGGAGUUGGGAGGACAGCAGUGUAAAAUACAUGUGAUGUCAGAUUUUUGGUUGAUAAACACAAAAGCCCUUCUGUGUCCUCGCCAUGUGUUAUGACUCUCAAUGAAUAAGUCAUAUAUCAUAUCUCCACAAACCUUUUCCCUGGUUUUGUUAUUGUUUUCACUGAAUUCUAUUGUGUACUCCUGCAUUCCAAAUCAGACACUUGAAUGACUUCUGAAAAAUCUGCUUUUAUCUGGUCAGCCUACCUUUUUUAUUGACCUGAUAACACAUAAUGUAAUUAGCACUUUGAAAGUCCUUAUACAUGUCACAUGCCUUUUCUCAGUCAACCUUACAAACAGCCCCAUAAGGUUGGUCAUUAUUAUUUCCAUAGUCCUGGUCAGAAUCUCAGGCUGAAAGAAUGGUUUGGCUAAGGCAUGAUGAGAAUUAUAUACCCCUCCAAAUACUGGUUUGCAACAUUGGUUACACUGGCUAGGGCUGCUGGGCAAUGCAGCCCAGCAUUAUCUGGAGAAUUUCAUGAUUCCGACAACUUGCCUAAGGCCAUAUACCAGGUUCAAGACAGUGGUAAGAGCUGAGCUUUCCAUAAACCUUCAGAUUCAGAGCUCAGCCUCUUAACAUGCCUUUUGAUUAUAUUUAAAAGAAAGAUGCAAAUUAUGCUUUACAUUACAGCUGAAACUGUGUUUCCAUUAUGGUUGCUUCAAUUGGUAUUACAAAACUUAAAAACAGUUAUUAAUAUUUAUGCCAAUGUUAUAUUUAAGCUGACAAAAUAAUAAAUGGUCACAACAUGUUAAAACCACUUUUGAUGUCUUUGGUUUUCUCCCUGGCUUUGGUAAAUUUUAGCAUUUUGGAUACAAAUCAAGUUAAAAGUAAUUCACAGCAGUAAGCCCUUGGUUGUGGUUUCAGGACCCCCUACAGAUAUAAAAAAAUCCACAGAUGACCAAGUACCACUAUGUACAGUGGUAUAAUAAAGUGGUGUCCAUGAUUUUUAAAAAUGGCAAAUUCAAGGUUUGCUUUUUGUAUUUAAAAAAGCAUUUGUGGGUUUAAAAAAAUUAUUUUCAAGAUGUGUAUGGUACUCUGUGGAUACAGAAUUCAUGAAUAUGGAAAGCCAACUACAAAAUGCAUUUUUCACACUUUAUCAGCAUUUUAGUGCUGUUACAAUUUUCGGAGCAGAUCAAAAGUUGGGGUUAAAUAUUUCCCUUUAUCUCAUAUUUGUCCUCAAGCAAAAAGAGAAACAUCUACUAAUUAUCCAGAUAGCUACAAAUUAGUAUACCAUUGUAUUACCUCCAGGAUUGAAAAAGCAAUAUUGCCUGAAUAUCAAUGUGGGAAAACAACAGCAAAGGAAGAGUUUCCCAUAGACAUCCUGUGAAAAGCAGGAUGUUUGGCCCAAUUAAUUUCUUUUACAGUCCUAAUCUGAUAUUCCUGCCGCUGAAAACAGUCCCACCACAUGUGGAUGAAGCUUACAAAAAGAUGGUCUCAGGUCCAAAAAAAUGUAUCUUUAUUAAUUUUGUGAGAGAUAAAUACCAAUCACACAGAGGAUUUUCCCUCUUACUAACAUGAACAGCCACAGAAUUGCCUUACUAACACAAGAUUUUGCAUUAGUCAUCAUCAUCUACGGCACUUUCAAGUAUCUUCUUCCAUUCUGAUUCAAAAUUACCUUAUCAGUGCUAUGGAAUCAUGGGAAUUGUAGUUUGGAGAUGCACCACCACUCUUUGACAGUGAAAGCUAAAAAUCUUAAGAGAGCUACAACUCCCAUGACUCCAUAACAUUGAGCCAUGAUGGUUAAAGUAGUGUCAAAUACAUAAAUUAUACAGCAUAGAUGCACCCAGUUAUCUUAUACAGCAUAUCUCAUCACACUAGAGCAUGAGUCCACUUUAAAUCUGGUUUCUGCCUCUUGCAGAAUUCUGGGAUUUGUAGUUUGGUGAGGCCCAGAACCUCUCCAGCUAAGUUGUUUAAAUCCCCCCCCCCAAAAGUGGAUUUAAAGUAGAUUUAAAGUCGAUCCAAGCUCUAGUGUGAUGAGGUCUUUAUUAAAGAAGGAAAAUGGUUUUCUUCCCUCCUAUUUUCCUGUCCUUCCCUACUUUCUAUCAGUCUCUUCAUUUCUUGAUUGAUUAUGAUAAUGCUUUCUGUCUUCCACUUUUCCUUUUUUCAUUCUUUUGCAGUUGGGAAAAAAUAAGAAGUGUUCACAGGAUCAGGAAUCAUGUGCUAGAACUGGGGUCUGAGUAAAGGAUACUCCCCCACCCCACAAAAAUCUGGCACCAUAUAUCAACUGUCUGGUUUGGCAAAAACAGUCCUGAUUUAUUUGUUUUUCAUCUAACCUUUUUAACUGCUAUUAAAAUGACACAUAUUUUCUCUGCACUUCCCACUUUAUCCCUUUGUGUAAUAAUAACAGUAAUAAUAAUAAUAACAAUAAUAAUUGACAAAUGCAGUCCAAAAGGGGUUUUUUUUAAAUGAGUAAUCAGCUCUUAAUUUGGUAACCAUAGAAUAAAAACACCCAUAGAAUGUGUCAGUAAUUGGAGUUUCCUUCGCUAAAUAAUAUUGCCAACCCAUUUAUCAGUUUUAUUUCCUCUUUCAAAGAAUUUUUGGCAAUGGUUUCAGGAGUGUUUCUCAUGCCCAGCUGCCUUCUGGGAAGGUCUAAUUAGUUAAAAACUCCUGAAUUAAAUUGGUUCUCACGUAUUAACAUUGAAACCUUUAUCUUUUGUACCAGCUAUAGCUUGUUCUUAUUUUGCUUUCUAUUUGGAAAAGCUGAUAACUGAAUAAAAUAAUAAUUGAUCAAAAGCUCUGCUGGUAUCCCACACAAUUUGCCAGCCUGCAUUAUAAAUAACACAGUGACCGAAAUGUGUUUCUUCUGCACAGCUUUGUCUGCAAAUGUACUGCCCUUCCAACACACAAACAGUGUUUUUCAAUAAAUAAUGCAACCAAGGUUUGAUGCAGGCCACCAGGGAUUGGCCCAUGGAAUGUUGCUGCCUAAAGUCAUGAAGCUCAGAAUGAGGCAGAGGGACUUAGAGAGGAGAUCUGAACCUCUUCAUGUCCGAAAAUGAUGAGAAAAAUGGUCUAAUAACUCUAAAACAACAAUAUAGUUGCCCCAUCAGGAAUUAUAUCAGAAGUGUACGACCUCUAUUGCAACUGAAAGCCUUGAGUGCCAAAAGACGUAUGCAGUCUAUUCUAUUCAUACUUUCUUGGGUCUAAGCUACACUAAACAUGAGGAGAAGUCUUCAAAACAUUCAUUGUGCUACUAAGAGUCUUCUCGUUGAAAGAUAAUUGAAUGUUGAUGGGUGGGAGAAUUUGCCCGCACCCUGAGUGGCCAUCAAGGACUAUGAUGGCUAGGAACAUAUACGUGUAUUCACUUUUUAAGAGUUGCUAGCUGGGAUGAGGAGCUUGCUGCAGUUGUUUUUUGUUUUUGUUUUGGUGUGCUAGACGAAAAUGUAUGCCUCUUAUAGCAUUUUGAUUCGGUCACAUCUAAAUAAAUGGCAUCUACAAAGUAUGUCUUUGUAAA